AUGUUCUCCAAGUCCCUUCUCCUCUGGCCAGCGGUCGCGCUGGCCUCAGUUACUAUUGAAGAUCCCUCAGACGUGAUUGAUCCAAAGUGGUGGGCCGCGGACAAUGCCAUUAUUCCGGACUACAACAUUCCCUUCGUCGAGGUGCAGCCUUCGAAUAGUGGGUUUUCAUUCGGAGAAAAUGUGGAUAACAUGCAGGCCAAUGCCUCGACCGCGGUCUUCGAUCACAUCAAUGUCACUGUUCACAAUGGAGCUGCUGGAGUCUACGCCUACGGCACUGAUACCGUGGUCAACGUCACCAACUCUUGGCUAUACUCCUCCGGACCUGUGAGUCAUGGCCUCUAUGCUUCUGGAAAUGGGACCAUUUACGGCAGCAACCUUGAGGUUUACUCCGGUGGCUAUCGCUCCUCCAGCUUCUCCGGCGAUUCCCCAGCCGGCUACGUCUAUGUGAAGGAUAGUGUGGCUCAUUCCUCUGGCAUUGGUUCUGCCACCUUCUACGCCCUAGGGUCUAUUGAUGCAAGCAAUAUCGUCAGUGUUUCGGAGAAAGGUCCUGUUAUUUUUUUCGGAUGGUGCACAGACUGCCACCCUGGUUGA
Molecule: messenger RNA, 591 nt
Organism: Penicillium cosmopolitanum
Lineage: Eukaryota; Fungi; Ascomycota; Eurotiomycetes; Eurotiales; Aspergillaceae
Exons: 2
Coding region: 1-591 (196 amino acids)
Source: RefSeq, a predicted model, not a curated record